AUGAAUCUCUUUGGGCGGCAAGCGAUUGAAGGUGCUCUUCCUUCACCAUCUGGAGUGACUCCAAAUUUUGUCAACCCACCCAGCAUUGCUAAAUAUAAUGUUCUUUGUCAGGCAGUCUGUGUACCGGUUGUCACUGUAUUCGUACUCAUACGAUUGCAUACGAGAGUCUUUAUACAUCGAAAAACAACGGGGGAUGACUAUGCUUGCAUAGUGGCUUGGGUUGGCACCCUUGUAUAUUCUGGAAUGGCCUUAUCUUUGAACCAGUAUGGCGCUGGGGUCCAUCAAUGGGAUGUUCCAGCUACAGAUAUCAAAAUGUUUGGAAAGUUAGUUUAUGUAACUCAGAUGUUAUGCGGGCCGCAGGUCUUUGCGGCCAAGGUCGCAAUUCUACUUCUCUUGUCUCGCAUCUUUGGUGUCAGCAAUAAGAUUUUGUGGGCGAUACGAGCGCUCAUCGGCUUGAUGGCACUAUACUAUGUUCCUGCUACAGCAGCAAAGAUAUUCAUAUGCUGGCCGGUCGCCCAUUUCUGGGAUCCUCUAGCUAGAAAAGGCACUUGUCUUAACGAGAAUUCGAUAUUCCUUGCGGAUUGUGCCAUGAGUAUUGUCAGUGAUUUUACGAUUUUGUUCCUACCAAUACCAGUAAUUUGGGGAUUGAAAACUCGCACAAUGCGGAAGAUUGGGGUCUCGAUCGUGUUUGGAGCCGGCCUUUUAGCCUGUACCGCAAGUGUUCUGCGUCUUUAUGAAACGCUACAUCUUGGCGGUACUAUGGACAAGACUUAUAGCCUAGUACCUAUACUCCUCUGGAGUAUUGCUGAGGUGAACAUUGGCAUCAUCUGCGGCUGUUUACCAUUUCUCCCAUCCUUCAUUAAGAUGACCUUCUUCAAAUCUCCAAGCCCGAACGAUUCCACGGAAAACAGUAGUUAUUACCGUCUGGAACGAAUAUCAAAACCAAAGCGCAACGUUUAUGAUUCUAUAUUGCGAACACAAACGAGAGUGGACGAUUCGGAUGAGAGGUUAAAUGUGGAUCAAUCUACACUUGCACAAGUCAAUCAAGCCAAUAAGAUAGGGAAAGGGGCUGGGAUAAUGGAGGCGAUAGAAAUCGAUCAAAUUGGUUGA
Botrytis byssoidea is the source of this 1110-nucleotide messenger RNA. RefSeq lists its product as uncharacterized. Lineage: Eukaryota; Fungi; Ascomycota; Leotiomycetes; Helotiales; Sclerotiniaceae. The transcript has 7 exons. The record is from RefSeq and is a predicted model, not a curated record. Bases 1 to 1110 code for a protein of 369 amino acids.